Molecule: messenger RNA, 1749 nt
Organism: Entamoeba histolytica HM-1:IMSS
Lineage: Eukaryota; Evosea; Mastigamoebida; Endamoebidae
Product: protein kinase, putative
Exons: 1
Coding region: 1-1749 (582 amino acids)
Biological process (GO): protein phosphorylation
Molecular function (GO): ATP binding; protein kinase activity
Source: RefSeq, a predicted model, not a curated record
AUGUUUCCUCAACAAAAUAUAACUGGAUUUAGUACUGACACUAACCAAUUUAAUGUUCCAAAAAAUCCAAUUUCACCUGAAACUACUCUUUUGUUUCAAAAUUCUAGAGUGUCACUACAAACUACUUUACCAAUACAAGGAAGUCAAACAUUAGUUCUGGAAAAAGAGCCAACAGAAAUAUCAUUACUUCAUUCAUAUGAUUCUAUAGGAACAUUACAAUCAAGAAACGCUUUAAUUAGUGAUAAAGAAGUUACGGAUUAUAUUAGAAGAGGAGAAGUUGUUGGAGAAGGGACAUUUGGAAAAGUUUAUCAAUCAUCAAUAUCAACUCAUGAAAAGAAUUGUAAAUAUCAACGAGUUGCUAUUAAAGUAUUAAAACAACAAAACUUAAGUAAAGAAGAAAUGAAUCAGUUUAUGAUGGAAAUGAGUAUUUUGAGUCAAUUAGAACAUCCAAAUAUUGUUGCUUUUUAUAAGGCAUGUAUUGAUGUUCCUUUUAUGUCUAUUUUAACUGAAUAUAUUUCAAAUGGUACAUUAACUAUGUACCUUGAUAAAUGUCCUAUUUCAUUAUUAAAUGGAUUAUCUAUAAUGAAACAAAUUGCAGAAGGAAUGAGAUAUCUUCAUGAACAUAUUCCAGUAAUUUUACAUCUUGACCUAAAGUCAGACAAUAUUCUUGUUGGUGAAAAUGGAAGUAUUAAAAUUAGUGAUUUUGGUCUUUCUUUCUUUGUUUCAGAUAAUGAAGUAGGACAUAAAACAAGUCGUUUAAUAAGAGGAACUCCAGGUUAUUGUUCACCAGAAAGUAUAGAUGUUUCUUUAUUUAAUAGACUUCCAGUUGAUAAAAAGAAAAAGUCAGAUGUAUUUUCUUUUGGAAUUGUAUUUUGGGAAGUUAUUCAUGUAGUUUAUUGUAAACAUUAUAAUCGUCCUUAUUAUGAAUUUCCAAAUCUUCUUCAACAACCAUUUGCUUUAAUGAAUCAAGUCUCUUCUGACAAAAUUAUAUUAAGACCAAAAAUACCAGUUCAAUGUGAUAGUGAUGUUGCUACUUUAAUUUCUAUGUGUUUUGCUCAUCAUUAUGACUCAAGACCAGAUUUUAAUGAUAUUUUAGAAAUAUUAAAUGAUUAUACAAAGAUUCUUCAAGUUAAUGAAACACCAUUAAUUAAACAGUCAAUGGAAUCAAUGACUCCUAUGAAUAAAUUAAAUUUUGUAAAAAAUCAAAAUGAAACAAGUGAAUUAAGACACUUAAAAUUAAUGGAAAGUGAAUUUCUUCAUGAAGGAAAGGUAUAUGUACUAAGAGAGUUUAGGUGUUGUUUUAUAUUAUAUUAUGGUGAUUCAACUAUAGUUUCAAAAAGGACAGGGUCAAUUAAAAUAUCAUCAGAAAGUAAUUUUCAAUUAACCUUAAGAUUUAAGUUUAAAAAUGAUAACAAUAUCAUUAGAAUAGAAGUACCUUGGAUGUGUUUUAAAAACCUUGGAUGUGUAAAUGAAAAUAAUGAAUGGAUAGGUAUCUUACAAUUAAUUACUUAUCCAAAAUGGUCAAUUAACGGUAUUUCUACUGAAAGACAUGAUAUUUUUGAUCAAUUUUCAGUAAAUUUUUAUACUUUAGAAAAUUUACAACAAUUCAUCUCUUCUUUAAAAAAAAUUUCUUUAAAAACAAAAAAUCCAGGAAAACAUAUGUUAAUGGUUUUAUCAAAAUCUAAAGAUAUUUCUUUUACAAGAGUAAAACCAACUGAUUGUAGAAGAAGACUCUUUCAAGAUGAUUGA